This is a messenger RNA of Nanorana parkeri, 2243 nucleotides long. It is a transcript of the gene RASSF2, whose product is annotated as Ras association domain family member 2. Lineage: Eukaryota; Metazoa; Chordata; Amphibia; Anura; Dicroglossidae. Gene Ontology annotation, biological process: positive regulation of JNK cascade; regulation of non-canonical NF-kappaB signal transduction; positive regulation of protein kinase activity. Gene Ontology annotation, cellular component: nucleus; cytoplasm. The transcript has 11 exons. Bases 57 to 1019 code for a protein of 320 amino acids. The record is from RefSeq and is a predicted model, not a curated record.
CCCAGACACACACAGGGACGAGAGGCUGUCCCUCCCAUAGAUCAAGGGAUGAACACAUGGAGCAGUCACCAGAGACAUCACUAGUCCCAUGUGGGAAGGACAAGUAUAUUUCCAAGAAUGACCUAUUGGCACACCUGAGGAAUUAUAAUCUUUAUUAUGAAGGACAGAACCUUCAGCUGAGGCAUCGAGAGGAAGAAGAUGAGCUGAUUGUGGAAGGACUGCUGAAUAUUUUCUGGGGUUUAAGACGGCCCAUCAGGCUUCAGAUGCAAGAUGACAAUGAAAGAAUACGCCCGCCUCCAUCUUCUACAUCCUGGCAUUCUGGGUGCAACCUCCUCACUCAGGGUAAAGCCUCUCAACCCGCAGUCAUUCCUGAUAUCCAGGUGACAGAAGCUGAAGACACCACUGAUCCUGAUAGUGAAGAAGUGGAAAACCCCUCCCAGGAGGAUACCCCACAGCUCAUGCGCACACGCAGUGAUGUUGGGGUACGAAGAAGGGGGAACUUGCGAACCCCAGGGGAGCAGAGGAGGAUCAAACGGCACCGAUUCUCUAUUAAUGGGCACUUUUACAACCACAAGACGUCUGUAUUCACACCAGCGUAUGGCUCCGUCACCAAUGUGAGGAUAAACAGCACCAUGUCCACCCCACAGGUCCUGAAACUGCUGCUCAACAAAUUCAAGAUUGAGAAUUCAGCUUUAGAGUUUUCCCUGUAUAUGGUGCACACAAGUGGAGAGAAGGCCAAGCUGAAGGACACAGACUAUCCUCUUGUUGCUCGAAUUCUGCAUGGUCCCUGUGAACUAGUGUGUAAGGUUUUCCUCAUGGAGAAGGAUCAAGUGGAGGAGAUCACCUAUGAUGUGGCACAGUACAUUAAGUUUGAGAUGCCUGUACUAAGGAGCUUUAUUAUGAAGCUCAAGGAGGAAGAAGACCGGGAAAUAAUAAAGCUGACGAGGAGGUACACAUCACUCCGACUGUUUAUUGAGCAGCGCUUGCAUGGCAUGGCUAACCACCCUGCCACCAUGUAGACCCCCAGACCCUGCGAAUGAGCCCAGAAACGCGUGCAGCAUCACCUUUCCCAGCCUGGUUCUAGGAAUCAGCCAUGAAGCCUUCAUUCAAAAAGAAAGCACAUUCCGCUUAACUCUCUCCAUUAUUGGAGGGACUGCACUGUAUUGUAAUGCUUCCAAUUACUCAUUGAAUCAAGUAGCACUGCAAUUAUUUCCAAGCUAUGGAAAAAGAAAUGAACUCAAAGCCUUCAUUUUGUUAUAAUGUGACCUUGGUGAAGUUGGUAUUACAUGGUGUUCUCAUGAAUUUGAACCACUAUGGUCCACAGUAUCAAAGACACUUAAAGUGUUUGUUCUCUGCUUACUUGAAAUGAAAAAAUGGUUACGGGAUGUUGGAGUUUAAUCAGGUUAUCAGUGAUGUGAAUUGGGCCACAUCUUGCUGUGCUGAGCGAGCAAGUGACCAAAUUACUGAAAGGUUUGUAAAAACCAUUUGAAUGUAUAUAUAGUCCUGCUGUCAUGUUUAUGAGCAGAAAGAAGCAAUGUCUCAUUAUAAUGAUACAGGAACGUGAAACCUCAGCCCAUUCUGGAUUGCUGUUUGCACAAUUGUGCACUGUGGGUGGAAUGUAUUUUAAAGGUUCACUCAUCUCCAUCCACAGAUUAUAGAUUGUAAAACCUAGUGAUGAGUGUUCUAGUUGUGAUAGACUGAGAUUUACUUCAUAGCACCACAGUUUGCAAACUUGCAGAUUAAGAGCCAAGUGGGAUUUUUAACGUGAACUCCUCUUUAGGUCUAGGUAUGAGAAAUAUGCAGGAAAGGAUAAUGCUUCCAAAUCAAAAGCACAAUGUUUAACUAAAACAAUGUAACUUCUUUUGUCAUAAUGACAAAACUCACUAAAGUAGCAUUAUGAAUGAUGCGAGAAAGGACUCCGGGGUGCAUUUAUAAAAAAACUAGCCCAAAGGAUGUCAGCUUUGCUUUUGGAGCCUACUGAAUAUGAUAGAACCCGAGGGUUGCUAUUGCUCUUUUGCACUGGUUUAUAUAAAUAAGUCCAAAUGAGCAAAUGUGUAAAGCAGUGAUGAUCCUCACAGAAGACCUGAAGGAACUGGGGACAAGACUGAUACCUUCAGAACCAGGAUAGUCCUAGACUGGCAAAUUUGCUUAUUGAACAAUAGGCAGUAAGAGGUCUACCCAUUGUUGGGAUGGCCACCACAGCAUGGGACCCAUCAUGAUUUUUUAAUCCUCUCUUGGUCUAA